Candidozyma duobushaemuli is the source of this 1248-nucleotide messenger RNA. RefSeq lists its product as uncharacterized. Gene Ontology annotation, molecular function: D-serine ammonia-lyase activity. The record is from RefSeq and is a predicted model, not a curated record. The transcript has a single exon. NCBI's taxonomy places the organism in Eukaryota, Fungi, Ascomycota, Pichiomycetes, Serinales, Metschnikowiaceae. The coding region runs from base 1 to 1248 and encodes 415 amino acids. Gene Ontology annotation, biological process: D-serine catabolic process.
AUGCAUCCCCAUUCCUUUUACAUCUUGCCUAAUAAGAAGAGGCUUCUUGAUGAGUACAAGGAUAAGAAAGUCGACGACCUUCCUACUCCGUCACUCCUCAUAGACAAGACCAAGUUCACCAACAAUGCCAUUCGUAUGUUGGACGCUGCCAAAGAAUUGAAUGUUGAUUUCAGAGUCCACAUCAAGACACUCAAGGCUGCUGAAGGUGUGAGGAUUCAAUUGACCGGAGACGGCCUGUACCACUCCCAUAAGAUAGUUGUGUCCACACUCCCUGAGGCAUGGUUAAUUUUGCCACUAAUUGACGAUGGCACCGUCAAGGAUAUUUUGCUUGGUAUUCCAAUUGCAAAACUGGUGUUGCCGGAAGUGGCACGUUUUCUGAAAUUGGUGCCUCUGUUCAAGCUUAUGGUUGAUGAUGAGGCACAGAUCGAAGCGCUUGAGACAUACGCGAUCGAGCACGGCGCCAGUUGGGAGGUUUUUGUGAAAGUCGACAUGGGCACUCAUCGUGCAGGGCUUGAGCAGGGAUCGAGUAGGCUCCACUCUUUAAUUCAGAAAAUUGUGCUGUCGAGCUCUGUUAAGUUGCAUGGCUUCUACUGCCACGCCGGCCAUUCCUACGGGGCAAGAUCUGAUUCGGAUGCACACACUUUGUUGGUGGAAGAGAUCAGACACGCCAACCUUGCUGCCAAGCAUGCACUCUCUUUGAACCCAGAUUUGGAUUUGCAUGUUUCUGUGGGUGCUACACCUACUGCGCAUGUCUCGCAACAAGUCAAGAGCGUGCAAGCAAUUGAGGAUGCGGUUGGGGAGAAGCUUGUAGCCAAAUUGGAGCUUCAUGCUGGCAACUACACCUGCUGUGACCUCCAGCAGGCAGCUACAAAUUUGGUUGGCAUCGAGGACAUCUCAAUCUUCCUCCUUGCAGAGGUCCUCUCCGAAUACCCAGACCGUGGUCCUAAAGGACCAGGUGAACAGUUGAUCAAUGCCGGAGGUAUCGCUUUUUCCAAAGACACCGGACCAACGCCUGGUUUCGGUCAAAUUGUGAGUCCGCCGGAGCACAAGGGGUGGUUUGUUGCCAGAGUUAGUCAGGAACACGGCGUUUUGCAACCAGAAGCAGACAAUUUGAAAUUCAUUCCCUACGGCACGAAAAUCCAGGUUGUGCCUCAGCACGCUUGUAUGACUGCAUCAAACCACGCUUGGUACUACAUCAUCGAAGAUGGCGUUGUGGCUGAUAUCUGGGUGCCCGCUAAGCUUUGGUAA